AUGGCUGCAUUCCUUAGCCUUUUGCCCUUCGUGGCCGCUGCUGUCGCAUUCGCACAGAGCCCCUCCGCGACUGUCAGCUGGAACAAUGUCACUGGCACUGCGAACCAGGCGUUUCCCACCGACGUCGGUUUCCUUGGGACCAUGGGCUAUGGCGAGCAGCCGUACAACGCCCAGAAUGACAAGCUGAACUCUAGCGAGUUCUUACAGACUUACGGUAUCGAGACUCGCUGGAAGCCCAAAGACGCUGACCAGGACAAGGCGAACUCGGACGACAUUUUCCGCAACCUCGGUACUACGUCUCCGUACCGCGCUGCUGACGAUCUCUUUCCCGAGACCAACCAGUAUCGUAAUUUGCCCGACGAGUGCGUGAUCAAGCAGGUCCACGUCGUUCAUCGCCAUGGUGCCCGCUACCCCACCAGCGAAACUAGCGAGGGUGCGCCCAUGUUUGGCGAGGUGAUUGCAAAUGCCACCAAGGAUAAUAAGCUCGGGGCUUCGGGCGACCUCGAUUUCCUGAAGCAAUGGAAGUACCCUAUCGGCGCUGAGGUGCUUGUGCACCAGGGCGCUCAGGAGCUGUUUGACUCUGGUGUAAAAAUGUUUUACGACUAUGGCAAGCUACUCGAUAACAAGACCGACCACAAGAUUGUAGUCCGCACCACUUCGCAGAGCCGUAUGCUCGACAGUGCCCGCUACUGGACCCUUGGUUUCUUUGGCUGGAACGCGCCCCAGCAGGUCGACAUUGAGGUACUCACUGAGUACGAGAACCAGAACAACUCGCUUGCGCCCUACGAGGUGUGUACCAAUAGCAACAAGGAUUCGUUCCGUAUCGGUGACGCUCUCGCCGUUCAAUGGCGUGAGAAGUACACUGCAGAUGCUGUUAAGCGACUGCAGCCGAUGCUCAAGGGCGUUAAACUUAACGCGAAGCUUGUGUACGGUAUGAUGAGCCUUUGCGCGUAUGAGACUGUCGGCGUUGGUUACUCCAACUUCUGCAAUCUGUUUACCAAGAAGGAGUACGAGGGCUACGAAUAUGACAUCGACCUCCAGUUCCAGGGCGACUAUGGCUUUAUGAACCCUACCGGCAAAGCCCAGGGAGUGAGCCUUGCUAACGAAGUAAUUGACCGCAUGAGCCAGACGGAGUUUGAUCAGGCUGCCGGUCUCGAGAACACGACGCUGAACAAGAACAAGACUUAUUUCCCCGUCGACCAGCGCCUUUACGUCGACUUUACCCACGACGACGUGAUUCAGUCUCUUCUUACUGCGUUUAACUACUCGCAGGUAGCCGACUAUCUCCCCAUCGACAAGCCAGACCCCAAUCGCCGCUACCGUUCCAGUCGUGUGACGCCGUUUGGUGCCCGUCUUGUCUUUGAGGUCAUGGACUGUGGCAAGUCUGGUAAUGCGACUCGUUACUUGCGUACCAAGAUUAACGAAGCCGUGGUGCCCAUGGACCAGGACCAGGGCUGCUCUGAGACCAAGCCGAAUGGUCUCUGCAAAUUUAAUGAGUUUAUCAAUCACCAGAAGCAGAAUGCCAUCAAGGACGCCAAGUUCCAACUUGUGUGCUUUGGCAAAAACGGUACCGACUUUACCGUUACUGGUCCUGUCACGAACGGUACCGUUUAA
Molecule: messenger RNA, 1614 nt
Organism: Malassezia vespertilionis
Lineage: Eukaryota; Fungi; Basidiomycota; Malasseziomycetes; Malasseziales; Malasseziaceae
Exons: 1
Coding region: 1-1614 (537 amino acids)
Molecular function (GO): acid phosphatase activity
Source: RefSeq, a predicted model, not a curated record